Messenger RNA from Heterocephalus glaber (naked mole-rat), 1516 nucleotides. It is a transcript of the gene Scrn2, whose product is annotated as secernin 2. Gene Ontology annotation, biological process: proteolysis. Gene Ontology annotation, molecular function: dipeptidase activity; cysteine-type exopeptidase activity. The record is from RefSeq and is a predicted model, not a curated record. Lineage: Eukaryota; Metazoa; Chordata; Mammalia; Rodentia; Bathyergidae.
UGGCUCCGCCCCUGGGGCCAAGGCGCUUCCUGGUCACCUGGGAGCCUCUGUCCAAUAGAACAAACCUGACCGGAGACGGAGAAGGUGGUGCCCGCCACCGAACUGGGGGUCUUGGAGGCCGGAAGGAUGGCGUCGAUGAGCCGUGACACCCCUUGUUCCUGCGACUGCUUUGUCUCUGUGCCCCCGGCCUCUGCCAUCCCGGCCGUGAUCUUUGCCAAGAACUCAGACCGACCCCGGGACGAGGUGCAGGAGGUGGUAUUUGUGCCCGCGGGCACGCACGCCCCGGGGAGCCGCCUGCAGUGCACCUACAUCGAGGUGGACCAGGUGCCCAAGACCCACGCUGUGAUCCUGAGCCGCCCCUCUUGGCUGUGGGGGGCUGAGAUGGGCGCCAACGAGCACGGGGUCUGCAUUGGCAAUGAAGCCGUGUGGACCAAGGAGCCAGUUAGGGCCGGGGAGGCCCUGCUGGGGAUGGACCUGCUCAGGCUGGCGUUAGAGCGGGGCAGCACUGCCCUGGAGGCCAUGCUGGUGAUCACCGGCCUGCUGGAGCGCUAUGGACAGGGUGGCAGCUGCCGGGAGGACCCGGCUCCGUUCUGCUACCACAACACCUUCCUGCUGGCCGACCGGACAGAGGCGUGGGUGCUGGAGACGGCAGGGAGGCUGUGGGCGGCUCAGCGGAUCCAGGCGGGGGCCCGGAACCUCUCCAACCAGCUGAGCAUCGGCGUGGACAUCUCGGCAGAACACCCGGAGCUGCGGAGCCAUGCACAGGCCCAGGGCUGGUGGGGCGGACAGGGCUCCUUUGACUUUGCCCAGGUCUUCUCGCUGACCCAGCAGCCAGUGCGCAUGGAGGCGGCCAAGGCCCGCUUCCGGGCGGGGCGAGAGCUGCUGCAGCAACGGCAAGGGGACAUCACAGUGGAGGCGAUGAUGGACAUCCUCAGGGACAAGGACAGCGGCAUCUGCAUGGACUCUGGGGGCUUCCGCACCACGGCCAGCAUGGUGUCCAUCCUGCCCCGUGACCUUAAGCGCCCCUGUGUCCACUUCCUCACCGCCACCCCAGACCCGUCCAGGUCGGUGUUCAAACCUUUCAUCUUUGGGGAGGGGGUGACCCAGGCCCCCCAGGUGCUGUCCCCCACUUUUGGAGCCCAGGACCCCGUUCGGACCCUGCCCCGAUUCCAGACUCAGGUGGAUCGCAGACACUCGCUCUACCGUGGACACCAGGUGGCCCUGGGGCUGAUGGAGGCUGAGCAGCAGGAGAGGGGACAGAAGCUUCGGCAGAAGCAGCAUGACCUGGAGCGGGAAGGCCUGGAGGUCCUGUGGGGGCUGCUGGCCGCCGGUGAGGGGACCCCACCACCCCAGCAGCUGGGCAGCCUCUUCCAGGCCUUCGUGGAGAGAGAGGGCCAGGCCUAUGCCUAGCAUGCAGCACCCGACUUGGGGAGCAUGGCGUACCUGGAACCAGCUCCUGAGCCCCGGUGGGGAGAGCAGCCUUUGCCUCAAUAAAUGUGUUGUAUUUUCUGCUUCA